CGGAAGAGGGAGGAAGCUAGCAGUGCGAUAAACAUGUGAUAACAAUAUGAUAAAAUUGAAAACGUCUCACCGCAUGCGAUAAAGUCGACCACGCCGGCGAAGUGCGCCAGUUUACGAUCUGCCGCGAGCGUAUGUGGUUGGGUGCACAACCCUAUUCAUCCCGAUGAAUUCCCCCGGUCACUGUCGUUGGAACUGUUGCAUUCAAAGCGUUGACAGCUUUUCUGGUGGUUCUAAGUUAUUGGGCAAGAAUUCGCGUGAAGUGUUGGAGUGUUGCAGAACUGCGAAUAAGACGAUACACAAAUUCGUUAGAAGAGAAGUUUGAAUUUGAAUUGAUUAUUGACUAUGAUGGUUCAUUUAGGAGUUCUGGUGAAGAGGACAAUGUCUUUACUUUUGUAACAUGGAUGGAGUCGAAGUCAUACACAGAUGUUGAGACUGAAACUGGUGUAGAUGAAGAAGUACCCGUUGUAUCAAGUGCAUUUGAUGAAGUGCUCACAAGUAAUCCAUGUGAUAACGAAGGAAUCGCUUCUGUAGAGAUGCUAGCAACACGAAAGCAACAAGCUGCACAGGGCUCUAAUAUGACAUUACCAAUUUGUAUCAUUAUUACAUAUUUUUAUUUAUCUUUAUUUAGUUAUCUAUUUGUCGUCGUGAACAUGAAACCGUUGUUCUCAUCGUCAGGUGAUUUGAGCAUUUUUACUCAUUCGGGUAAUAGAAUAACAUUGUCCGAUGUCCCUGCUGCAGUUCCCGCUGACGUCGAUGUUGGAGUAAAUUCAAAUAACGAAUCCAUAAUCGCACCAACAACCGAAGAAUCAAAUGAAUGUAGUGGUGAUACAUUCGAAGAUGCACUUGGCGUUACUCCUGAAGAUUGGAGUUUCCCCGUUUCAAAUCGAGUUUCAUCAAACAUCUCGGAAGUUGGCGCUGCUACGGUGCGCUCAAAUGAACAUGCUGACUUGUGUUAUCCUGCUGGUCCAAGCUCUGCUAUAUGUGAUCCUGUAUCGGUUAAAAAGUUAGAUUUGCCACUGGUUGAACCUUUAAACAGAGAUGGAACCGACAUAAACGCAGCAUUGAUAACUCUGGCUUCUUCCGCGUUAAAUCUGGCUGAUUCUCGGUCCUCUCAGUAUAUGUUCAUGGAGUUGCAUCGUGAAUUGGAUGACAUUCUCCGAAAAUUAUCAACGAUUGAAGCAAUGAAGCUCGGAGUUAGCAUUUUGGAACAAGCGAAUGAAAUUUUGGAAAAGAAUCGAAGCCAACAAAAGUAGAUUAGACUCAUUGUUUCUAUGCUCAAUUAUUUUUUCAUUACAUUUGUAUAUCUACAUGGGAUUAACUGUUGUAAUAAUAAAAACUUUGUUAUAUCUAAAAAAUAUUUUAUCUGUUUCUUCAUAAACUAAUUCGAACUCCAUUUCAUCGAGGGUUAUCCGAUGUAUUCUCAAAGACACUUCGCCUAUUGAAGAAGUAAUCCUCACUUUAAUUGAAUGACCAAUUUUGAAACAAUUCCGAUACAUUUUAAAUUUUACACAUCCUUACCAAAACUAUUAGCAAAUAAAUUGAUUAGGGUUUGUACUGCAAUCGUGAAAAUAUGUAAACCUGAAUUAGGAAAAUUACAAUAUUUUAUUUUAUAUUUAAUAGACAUUUUUUAUUCAGGCCGUUUUGCGUACAAGCUAUACGUGGUCGAUUGAGGUGAUUUUUACCUUUUUUUUAUAAAUAUAGAAAAUAGGUAUAGAAUACGCUCAAACUUUAGAAAAAAAUUCCGAGGCCGAGUGUCAUAUACCAAUCGAUUCAGCUCGACGAACUGAGCAAAUGUCCGUGUGUGUGUGUGUGUGUGUGUGUGUGUGUGUGUGUGUAUGUGAGUUGUCAACAAAGAUGUCGAGAUCUCAGAGAUGGCUGGUUUUCCCGUCACCCAGAACGCUAUUGAAUGGUUUUGAGAUAGGAUGUUUACUUUUUGAGAUAUACAAAGUUUUGUGUCAAAAUUUUCAGUUUUUUGACAAUAUCUGUCACACUUGUCCUUGAAAACAGAAUAUGUUUCCAGACUUAGAUUCCGCACGGUAAUGGCUAUCCAACAAGCCAUUGAUUGUUAAAAUCCGUCCAUUGUUAACGGAGAUAUCGACAUUCUUAUGUUAGCGACUUUUCCCCCUAUUCCAGUAGAAGGAGUUUUGAGCGCUGUUUGACAAAGCAAUGCUUGGGAGCAAUGUGAAACACGAUUUUUAAUACUGUUACAUACAAUUGUUUCUAAGUACCACAAAGACUGUGUACAGCCUCCUUUUUCAUGGUAUUUUGCCUCGGAACGAUUUUAGCACGGUUCGUUUUUGGCAAAAUAAUCGUUCGAAUAUGACAUGUAAAACAGAUGAUGGUAGAAUUUUCGAGUUGAAAGCAAUCCAUAAUUAUAUUGGUUUAAACUACUUACAGCAAUAAAUGCUGGAAGAACAUAACUCCCAUAUACCAUUCGAAGCAGUUCGUCGAAAUCAGCAAAUGCGUGUGUGACAGUUCGACUUAAUACUAAAGACUGUCCCAGAAAGUAGUUUGA
Malaya genurostris is the source of this 2515-nucleotide messenger RNA. RefSeq lists its product as uncharacterized. NCBI's taxonomy places the organism in Eukaryota, Metazoa, Arthropoda, Insecta, Diptera, Culicidae. The transcript has 6 exons. The record is from RefSeq and is a predicted model, not a curated record. Bases 402 to 1253 code for a protein of 283 amino acids.